UGGUUGGUUGCGUCAUCUUUUGGCGUCGUCGCGCUCGUACGUAUAGGUGUCUGCUCUGAAACCCAACCAUGGCUCGAAACGCAGAAAAGGCCAUGACGGCCUUGGCCAGGUUUCGUCAAGCUCAACUAGAAGAAGGGAAAGUGAAGGAGAGACGGCCAUAUCUUGCCUCAGAAUGCAACGAAUUGCCUAAAGCAGAGAAGUGGAGACGACAGAUCAUCAGUGAGAUUUCAAAGAAGGUGGCACAAAUUCAGAACGCUGGAUUAGGGGAAUUCAAGAUCCGAGACAUGAAUGAUGAAAUUAACAAGCUUCUCCGUGAGAAGGGCCACUGGGAGGUUCGAAUCAAAGAACUGGGAGGCCCUGACUAUGCAAGAAUCGGGCCAAAGAUGCUGGAUCACGAGGGCAAAGAAGUGCCAGGAAACAGAGGCUACAAAUAUUUUGGUGCCGCAAAAGAACUACCUGGAGUCAGAGAGCUAUUUGAAAAAGAACCUGUACCACCACCCAGAAAAACAAGGGGUGAGCUAAUGAAGGACAUCGAUGCUGAGUAUUAUGGCUACCGAGAUGAGGACGACGGUGUGUUAGUGCCCUUGGAACAAGAAUAUGAGAAACAAGCAAUAGCAGAGGCUGUUGAGAAGUGGAAAGCAGAAAAAGAGGCUCGUUUGGCUGGGGGUGGAGGGGCGAAGGAGGUGGAAGAAGAGGAGGAAUACAUAUAUGCUGUCAAAGAUGAUGAGUCUGAUGAUGAGAUGAGGGAUCCGAUGGAGGGGGAGGAUGGAGCACAAACGUUUAUUGCUCAUGUACCUGUGCCAUCACAGAAAGAGAUUGAAGAAGCCUUGGUCAGAAGAAAGAAGAUGGAGCUGCUCCAGAAGUACGCCAGCGAGAGCUUAAUGGCACAAAGUGAAGAAGCUAAAGCGCUGCUCGGCUUGUAAUGAUACCCGUCUUCGUGUAUGGGCAUCAGGAUUUUUACCAUCAAGCAAGUUCAUGCGUUUAAUUCUUUUGAGGGGGUUCAGGUGAUGAAUUGUAAAUGUGUAUGUCAUUCAAAAACUGGAACCCUUGAAUCCAUUUUGAUGUGCACUUGACUAACUCCACAAAACUGGUAAGAUGCAUUGCAGUGGCUCAAAUAUGCCAAUACAUCUGACAUUUCUGUUUAUGAGAGGAGUGUUUUUAUGGUGUGAUUAUACCACCAUUUCCAAAUGUCAAACACUCUGUAUAGCCAAAAAGUUGGGGACACCUGACCAUCACACCCGUAUUGAACAUCCCAUUUCAGAUUUAGUCUCCCUUUGCUGUUAUAGUAACCUCCACUAUUCUGCGAAGGCUUUCCACUAGAUUUUGGAAUGUGGUUGUGGGGGUUUGUCCAUUCAUCCACAACAGCAUUAGUGAGGGCAGGCACUGAUGUUGGGUGAGGAGGCCUGUGAUGCAGUUGGUGUUCCAGUUCAUCCCAGAGGUGUUCAGUGGGGUUGAGGUUGGAGCUCUGUGCAGGCCACUCGAGUUCUUCUUCACCAGCCAUGUCUUUAUGGAGCUCACUUUGUGCACAGGGGAAUUUUCAUGCUGGAACAGGUUUGAGCCUCUUAGUUCCAGUGAAAGCAAAUUGUAAUGCUACAGCAUACAAAUACAUCCUAUAUGAUUGUGUGCUUCCAACAUUGUGGCGACAGUUUGGAGAAGCCCAAAUAUGGGUUGUGGUGUUCCGGUGUCCGCAUACUUUUGGCCAUAUAGUGUGUUUUUGGGGAAUAUGUUGUUGACUAUAAACAAGAGCAAACAGUUAUUUGUAAAUAUGUUUUGUAUACAAUGCUUAAAUUUUUUGGACCAGUAAAAUUUUUCUACACAAUUGGUUGAUUUUGUAUUUACUUGGCUUCAUAGUCUGUUUUACAAUGAGGUCUUUUCUCAGUUAAUUUAGAGGACUGGAGGAACAGUUUGUGACCUGGAGCUGUGCGCUUCUUUUUGUGGUGGUGUUUUUUUAGGGGGCCAAGCAUCGAAGGUGUGUAAGCACCCUAUUGUUCUUUGGCUUUUCAGGGGCCGAGCACCAAUGAUGCAAGGAACCUAUUGUUUAUCUACGGAUUCUGCUUUUUAUUGUUAUUCUGCCUAGGGGGUCUAUGGCAGCCCAUAGAACCAUAUGGUAAAAAGUUGUGAAAUUUUGGAACACGGCUUCAGGACACAUUCGGCUACAAAUUCACCAAAUCUGGGUCCCAAGCUCCCAAAGCUGUAGUGCCAAGAACAGGUAAAAUCUUGGCCAAAUUUCAAAGUAUGUUUAUGCCUAUAACUUUAGAACCGUGUGGCCAAAAUUUCAAUGCCAGGUGUCCCUAGAUUUCUAGAGUACACUUGACCCUAUGACCUCAGUUUCCUAAUUAGAUUUUCGGCCAUCUUGGAUUUUGUUUAAAAACUAUUUUUUGCCAUUCCUCCUACAAAUCUUGUCCAAAUUUCACCAAAUUACAUGACAUCUUCAGACCAAGCCGCACAAAAGUUAACGAAUGGCAUUUUGAUUCGACUUGUAUGAGCCAACAAAUCUGGCAAUGAAG
Molecule: messenger RNA, 2507 nt
Organism: Ictalurus furcatus (blue catfish)
Lineage: Eukaryota; Metazoa; Chordata; Actinopteri; Siluriformes; Ictaluridae
Gene: isy1
Product: ISY1 splicing factor homolog
Exons: 11
Coding region: 69-923 (284 amino acids)
Biological process (GO): generation of catalytic spliceosome for second transesterification step; mRNA 3'-splice site recognition
Cellular component (GO): catalytic step 2 spliceosome; post-mRNA release spliceosomal complex; Prp19 complex
Source: RefSeq, a predicted model, not a curated record